Molecule: messenger RNA, 2602 nt
Organism: Striga asiatica
Lineage: Eukaryota; Viridiplantae; Streptophyta; Magnoliopsida; Lamiales; Orobanchaceae
Source: the annotation of a GenBank genome assembly
CUUUUUCAUGCUGGACGCUAAAUGACAGACCAGACAGAGUAAUGAAAACAUAACGACAAUUUUUUAGUUUGUCCUCCUUUUUUCUACGGGCCCUCUUUACCAAUUUUCAGCGUUCUUGGCUUUUAAAGAAAGUUAGUAUUAAUUAUCCAAACCUCUUUGAUGUUCUGGAGUCUUGAGGAAUAAAAUCCGUUUUUGUACAUAGUAAUAUUUAUGUUGGCAAGUGAUCGGCUUCAUUAAAAUAUUGAUAAUUGUCAGUUACUUUCUCCUCGAAGCUGGGAAGUUAAUUUAACAUCUCGGCUCACUUGUUGGAGGCAUGGAAGGUUGUUUUAGUCCUAAUGGAACUGUGAGAGUAGUGGGACUUCACCUCCCAAUUCUUCAAUGGGGACAACAAAGGACUUAAGAAUUAAUAAUCUAAGAGAAAUACUCUACCCAUUUAAAUUGUGUUCUUAAUCUUUUCUUAUUAUAAUUUUAAUUGCAUUUUGUUGCACAUACACUAGGUUCUUUCCCCCCCAUAUAGAUUUGUGUGGUGCUUUCUCUUGCUUGUUCAUCAGUAAAAUAAUACACGAGCAAGAAUAAAAAAAUCUUCAUACUUUCUUGACUGAUAUUGUUCUUGACCUCUCACUUGUUACCCAUUUCAGCAAAUUACAUCCGAGGAUGGAAAUUAUUUCUAGCCAUGGUGCCCACUGCUGUGACUCUGUAAAUAUUAGAUACGUAACAUAUUUCGAUACACAACGGUCAAAGCUUCGCGCUGCAAAGGAUAAACGUUUUUAUCCCUUUGUAAUUGAAUCAAGAUUUGCAAAUUCAAGAUAUUCCCAUCAGCAGUAUAGAGCUUCCACAGCAGUUUGCUCGCUUGAGAGAUGUGAACAUGACAAUUCAAGUCUCUUAAGUGAAACUUGUGACUCUUAUGUGCUCGGCAGAAAGAAGGGUGUUACAAGUACUGGCAUUGGCAUUAGUCAUCCAAUGCCUAAAGUCUCGAUUCCUGGGCUGCCAAAUGAAGAUAAUGGUGAAAGGGUAGCUUCUAUAAGCAGCUGUUAUUGGGAAUGGAAGCCAAAAUUAAAUGUACAUUAUAAAACAUCAGGGAGUGAAAAUGUGGAUUCACCCCCUGUCCUUUUUCUCCCUGGCUUUGGCGUGGGCUCGUUUCAUUUUGAUAAACAGCUAAAAGAUCUGGGUCGUGAUUAUAGAGUGUUUGCUCUAGAUUUUCUCGGUCAAGGCAUGUCUUUGCCGCAAGAAGAUCCAACUUUGGGAUCAAAGGAUGGAAAUAAGUUCAUUUUAGACGGACAAGUUGAUCUUUGGGGUUUGGGAGAUGAAAGCGAGCCAUGGGCGAAAGAGCUUGUUUAUUCUGUUGAUUUGUGGAGAGAACAAGUACAGUAUUUUGUGGAACAGGUAAUUAGAGAACCCGUUUAUCUUGUGGGAAAUUCACUCGGAGGGUUUGUGGCUCUCUAUUUAACGGCAUGCAACCCUGAAUUGGUGAAAGGUGUAACUUUGCUUAAUGCAACUCCUUUCUGGGGGUUUCUGCCUAAUCCCGAAAUAUCUCCGAAAUUGUCGAAACUGCUUCCAUGGGAUGGAACAUUUCCUCUUCCUCCUGGUGUUAGAAAAUUGGUAGAAAUUUUAUGGCUCAAAAUUAGUGAUCCAAGAAGUAUAGCAGAUAUACUGAGGCAGGUUUAUGCAGAUCAUACAACAAAUGUGGACGAAGUUUUCUCCCAAAUUAUCGAGACAACUCAACAUCCAGCUGCUGCUGCAUCCUUAGCCUCCAUUUUAUUUGCUCCCAGGGGACAAUUAUCCUUUAAUGAAGCUUUAGCUAGGUGUAAAAUGAACAAUAUACCGAUUUGUCUAACGUACGGGAAGGAAGAUCCAUGGGUUAUGCCGAUAUUCGGUUUGCAUGUGAAAAGGCAAGUGCCAAAUGCUCCUUAUUAUGAGAUAAGUCCUGCCGGCCACUGCCCUCAUGAUGAAGUUCCUGAGGUUGUGAACUUUAUUCUGCGAGGUUGGAUCAACAAUCUGGAGUCGGGAGGUUCUAUUGUGCUGCCUUUGUUUGAUAACUCAAAAGAUGCUGAUUAUGGAUUCACAAAGGAGGUCGAAUUUUCCAGAAAAGGAGGGUUCAAAAAAUCAGUUCAGGUGAAGCUCUAUGGAUCCAAAUUCGGGCUAUUGAACUGGCUAAGUUCUCAGUUAAAACUUCUUUCGUACAAUGGAAAGGUUCGAUGGAUUAGUUAGUUAGUAACCCUUCUGCAUUUGAGAUUAUAAAAUCAAACAAUGUUAGUAGAAUGUACAUAACUCUAUUCAUGCAUAAGUAAUUAUAGAUAUCUAUGUAGAAAAGAUGAAUUCUGGUACGUAUGAACAGGAAAGUUGUUGUAAACUAGUGGAAUUUUAGUUGUGAUUCUCUUUUGUUGUGCGUUCACAAAAGCUGGUGUAGGAAUUAUUUAUAGCAGCAAGAAAGUAUAUAUACGUUGAUAUACAGACGCUGUAAAUUUGCGACUUGGUUUCAUUCAGUUUGAAAAUUUAAGAACUGUCGCACUCACUGUAUGCCUUCAGAUUGUUUGAGAUUUAAAUUUGCAUUGUUUUCACAUGAUUGUUAUUAUUAGAAGACAGGAAUAUGUUUGGUUCAGUG